UAAUCCUUGACAUCCCGUUGUAACUGGGCACAAUGCGAGGAAAGAGAAGUGAAGAGAGCAACAACAACGAACAACAAACACUGCUCAGUUUGUUGUCGGUAUAGAAAAGUUAGAAGAGUGUUGGAGUCUCGUGAGAUCACAGCAAGUUUGCGGCGACUGAAAAGGAAAGUUAGCAAACACCUGCGGUUCAUUUGGUCCGUGCACAUCAAAUAGUAAACAUCGAUUUUAUAAGAUAGAUUCAUUAAUAAUUUUAAUUAAAAUUGGAUUCGUUGAUUUCGAAUCAUCAUGCUGUUAAUAUUAUGCGGUGCAUUUUUACUCGUCACCAUCGCCAGUGCAGAAACCAUAACAUCAGUUCCACCGUACGUUAAGCAAUGCCACGAAGGGGAUGCCCAAAUAAUCAACUGCUUCAUAGGAGCUCUGCACCAUCUGCAGCCAUACCUAGCCGAAGGAAUCUCGGAAAUCGAACUUCCUCCGGUCGAGCCUUUUAGAAUGGACGAGUUGUCGCUCUCCUUGACUUCAGGACCGAACGGAUACAAAGUCACCUUAUCCGAUAUAGACGUUUUCGGAGCUAGCAAUUAUACCGUCACGAAAAUGAAGUUGAGUGAAAAUGGCAAGCCGUUCGAGGCGAAGAUCAAAAUGCCAGAGCUUCGAUUGACUUCCAAGUAUAAAAGCAGCGGUGUUCUCUUAAUCAUUCCGGCAAGUGGAAAUGGAACUUUUAAUGGGAAAUUUCAGGAUGUUACAGCUGUAGUGAAAGGAACUGUAGGCUUCAAAACCAAGGAUAAUCAAAGAUACAUGCACGUGGAUACUCUAAUGGUGGAUAUUGACAUUAAGCACGUCAGAAUGGCUGUAAAAGAUGUGUACAGAAAUAACAGGAUCAUAGGUGAAGCGAUGAAUCUUUUCUUGAGAGAGAACGGACAGGAAGUUGUUAAAGCCAUGUUACCGCAACUGCGAAGAAAACUAUCAAAUUUAUUCCAAAGCAUUUCCAAUCAGCUGUUAACACAUUUACCGGUGGAUAUAUUCUAUGUGCCGAAAGUGGCGUAAAGAUGAUCUAAACACGAAACGUACGAAUGUACGGUUUCUUGCGGUUGCGCUCUUCCAUAAAGAUACAACCAAGGAGACUUGUAUUGUUUGUUCAACGUUUGUCAUCGCAAAUUAUAUUUUAUUAUUAUUAAUAUUUAAUUAAAUAGGCGUAAGUAGUGAUAUUA
This is a messenger RNA of Nicrophorus vespilloides, 1205 nucleotides long. RefSeq lists its product as uncharacterized. Bases 286 to 1041 code for a protein of 251 amino acids. NCBI's taxonomy places the organism in Eukaryota, Metazoa, Arthropoda, Insecta, Coleoptera, Silphidae. The record is from RefSeq and is a predicted model, not a curated record. The transcript has 5 exons.